AUGAAGGGCCCUGCUCCCGAGGCUGGCCCCUCUAAGGUUUCUGCUGCCUGGAGCACCACAGCCACCACGGCCCAGAGUCAGGGCCUGGGAGGGCGGCAGUGUGGGGGCCUGAGCCGGAGCCCCCCGGGAACGAGGGUGCUGACAGCCGCCAGCUGCCACUGCCGGAGCCCGCUGCCCAGUGCCGAGGCACCUUACUGCGACCUGCCCUGCUGCCCACCGGCCCCUCAGGACCCGCUCGACACCACCACCUGUGCUGGCCACUGUGUGGAAGACCUUGGCCUCAGGCAGGGGUCUCAGAGGGUCUGGUCUCCAACAGCAGCUCUCCCUGCAGAGGGCCUUGCAACUGCUCCAAGGAACAGGCCCCAGGACCCUGAGGUGGUACCCUAUCUGGAGGGCCCAGCCUGUAGUAGCUGGGACAACGAGGACCCCGACUCUGACACCAGCUCCAGCCAGGACAGCAGCACCCCUGAUGAUACCAGCACUUCUUCCUCUGUGGAUUGGGACACUGUUGAGAGGCCAGGGGUGGUCCCCGACGGGGACAGACUCAACGUGAUGAUCCCGAGGAGGCCUCAGGAGGGGCUGAGAGCUGACAAUGCUCGAAGGGUCACGAGGUCCCCGGCCAGAGGAGACACAGCGGGCCAGAGAAAGGAGGAUUCUGGCAGCGGUGGGGAGAGUGCUGGCCAGCACUGGGCGAAGCUGCGGGCAGAAAGCGGCUACUUCUCCUUGGAGCGACAUCGCUCGGGGCAAACCCAGGCUUCCUCCGGGACACCACCGGGUGGACCUCGGACCGCCACCCAGGCCUCUUCUGCUCAAAGAGAUGUUUUCCAGGAUGCUUCUUCUGCACAAGAACUCUCCCAAGCUUCCUCUCUACCCAGAAACACCCAAAGAGACACCCCCAGGACCUUAGCCACACCGCGGAACACCCCCAGAACGUCCUCUCCUUCAAGAGUUUCCCAAAGGGACACUCCUAGAACCAUGUCCACCCAGAGAAGCAGCACUCCACUGUCCUCUCCUCUCAGAGCCCCUCAAGAGAGCCUCAAGACCUCCACACCACAAGAUGGCCCCCACGUUGCAUCGUCUCCUUGUGCCCAAGCCUCCUCUCCAAACAGAACCACCCAGUGGGAAAAUCUCACGACUCCCUGUGCCCAGAGGGACAAUCCUCGGAGCUCCUCUCCAAACAGAACCACCCAGAGGGACAAUCCUAGGACUCCCUGUGCCCAGAGGGACAAUCCCAGGACUCCCUGUGCCCAGAGGGACAAUCCCAGAAGCUCCUCUCCAAACAGAACCACCCAGAGGGACAACCCCAGGACUCCCUGUGCCCAGAGGGACAAUCCCAGAAGCUCCUCUCCAAACAGAACCACCCAGAGGGACAACCCCAGGACUCCCUGUGCCCAGAGGGACAAUCCCAGGACUCCCUGUGCCCAGAGGGACAAUCCCAGGACUCCCUGUGCCCAGAGGGACAAUCCUCGGAGCUCCUCUCCAAACAGAACCACCCAGAGGGACAACCCCAGGACUCCCUGUGCCCAGAGGGACAAUCCCAGAAGCUCCUCGCCCAACAGAACCACCCAAAGGGACAACCCCAGGACUCCCUGUGCCCAGAGGGACAACCCCAAAAGCUCUUCUCCCAACAGAACCACCCAAAGGGACAACCCCAGAAUUCCCUGUGCCCAGAGGGACAAUCCCAGGACUCCCUGUGCCCAGAGGAAUAAUCCUCGGAGCUCCUCUCCAAACAGAACCACCCAGAGGGACAACCCCAGGAACCCUUCCACCCAAGGAGACAAGACUACAGCCUCCUGCAGCAGAUGGGAACAUCUCCGAAGCGCCUGCACCCAACGAGACAACCCAGGACCAUCAUCAUCUUCCUUCCAACGAGACAACCCCAGGGUUUCCUCUCAAGGCUGCACCCAAAAGGACAACCCAGGACCAUCAUCUCCCCGCCGGGCCACUCAGGGGAGUAGUUCCCGGAACCCUUCUCCCCACCGUACCAACAAAGAUAUCCCUUGGGCCUCCUUCCCCCUUCGACCCACUCAGAGUGAUGGUCCUCGAACCUCAUCGCCAUCUCGCACCAAACAGAACCAGGUGCCUUGGGCAUCCAUUUCUCUCCGGCCAACCCAAGGGGACAGGCCUCAGGCCUCAGCUCCUACCAAACUAGCCCAUCACGACCCUCCCCAGCACUGUUCGCCAUCCCCGGCCACCUCCUCCUCCUCCUCCUCUCAUAACCCAGGCCACCCCAGUGCCUCUCGGACUUCAUCGCCUCCGCACCCAGCACCACGAGGGGCUCCCCAGACCUCUUCAGAGCCCGCCCAGCCACCAUGUGCUGUGUGCAUUGGGCACAGGGAUGCACCUCGCGCCUCUUCACCCCCUCGCUAUUUUCAGUACGACCCUUUCCCCUUCUUUCCGGAUCCCCGCUCGUCUGAGAGCGAAUCACCCCACCACGAACCCCCCUACAUGCCACCUGCAGUGUGUAUUGGGCACCGUGAUGCCCCCCGGGCUUCUUCACCACCUCGCCAUACCCAGUUUGACCCCUUCCCCUUCCUCCCAGACACGUCAGAUGCCGAGAACGAGUCCCCCCAGCAUGAUCCUCCACAGUUUCCCCCACCAGUGUGCAUCGGGUACCGUGAUGCCCCCCGGGCCUCUUCCCCACCGCGCCAGUUCCCAGAGCCCUCCUUCUUCCAGGAUCUCCCCAGGGCCAGCACAGAGAGCCUUGUCCCUUCCACAGACUCUAUGCACGAGCCUCCCCACGUCCCCACUCCUGUAUGUAUCGGGCACAGAGAUGCCCCUUCCUUCUCCUCCCCACCACGCCAGGCGCCCGAGCCUUCCCUCUUUUUCCAGGAUCCCCCUGGCACCAGUAUGGAGAGCCUUGCCCCUUCCAUUGACUCUCUGCACGGCUCCCCACUGCUGCCCCCCCAAGUGUGCAUCGGCCAUCGGGAUGCACCCAGAGCUUCCUCCCCUCCCCGCCACCCACCCGGUGAUCUAGGUCUCCUGGCCCCCUCCCCUCCCCCAGGUAGCUCAGGCUCUCGAGGCUCAGCACCCCCAGGGGAAACCAGACACAACUUGGAGAGGGAGGAAUACACCAUGCUGGCCGACCUGCCCCCACCCCGGAGGCUGGCCCAGAGGGGGCCAGAGCCCCAGGCACAGGGCAGCAACGAGGGCCGGACCCGCAGCCCUGGCCGGGCAGAGGUGGAGCGCCUCUUCGGGCAAGAGCGCAGGUGA
Molecule: messenger RNA, 3213 nt
Organism: Peromyscus eremicus (cactus mouse)
Lineage: Eukaryota; Metazoa; Chordata; Mammalia; Rodentia; Cricetidae
Product: TRIO and F-actin-binding protein-like
Exons: 5
Coding region: 1-3213 (1070 amino acids)
Biological process (GO): actin filament organization; positive regulation of substrate adhesion-dependent cell spreading
Cellular component (GO): actin cytoskeleton
Molecular function (GO): actin filament binding
Source: RefSeq, a predicted model, not a curated record